UUUCGCUUGCGUAAGGAACCUGCCUAACAUAGCCAUCUCCAACAGUCCAGGCUGAAUGAAAAUGAAUUGCAUUAGAUGGUAGAUCAACAUGGCUGCUAUCUUCUUCAAACUGGAUUCGUUAAGUACAAUGCUUUGAUACCUGUUCUAGUGAAUAGUCAUAUGAACUACUUCGACAUGAGGUAGGUGUUUGCUUAGCAAGAUGAAAAUAAUUUCAAUAAAGAGGGACUAGAAAGAGGUUUCACUCUAAACUGUCAUGAAAUUCUGUGGAGUGAUAGGUUCGCAGAAAAAAUAAUGCGGAUUCCAAAUGUUUGCAUCUUUCUUAUGCUUUCAAGUCUGGCAUUGUUCCUAACACGUGCUGGGUCAUGGAUUCUACGUCUGCCAUGCAAAGAAGAAGGAGUGUUUGACGUUGCAUCUCCAGGCUACGCACUUUAUAAUCGAUUGCUUUCAACAUUGACAGCUUCAAGUUUAGAAGAUUGUUUUGAUAAUUGCAGAAUUACUAAAAGAUGUAAGUCUGUAAAUUUCAAAGAAUCUGGUGAAGGUAACUGCGAGCUGAAUACUCAAACAAAGGGGAAUGGUAACCUGGUAGAUUUCAAAACCAAAGAUGGCUGGACCUAUUAUGCUACAAAUUACAACACUAAAAAUAUUGGUUCUUACUGCGAGUUAUUCAAGCCUUGCAGGCAGUCAGAGUACUGUAUUGACACGUGCUCGUGCCCAGGCUUUAGGUGCAUCGUUUGCAGCGAUAAAUACAAACUGAAUGAUGAAUUGCAAUGCGUUGCGAAUAUAGCAUUUCACAAGCCAGCAGUUCUUUCGACGCAGCAUGAUGCAGACACACCUGGAGCCAAUGCAGUUGAUGGUAGCUUAGUAGGGCAUCACGCAACAUGUGCCAUUACAACACAUCAGGAAUUUCCUCCAUGGUUUCGUGUUGAUCUACAACAAAAACUUCCUGUUCGAUCAGUUGCUUUGCAAAACAGACAAUACUGUUGCUGGCAUCGAAUGAACCCAUUUGAUGUUCGCGUCGGCAUGAGUGUGGAGAAUGAUGGUAGAGUGAAUCCUAAAUGCGUCAACGGUGCCAGUUUUACCCAGAUAAACCAAUACCUCAGUUGGAAUGUCCUUCAGUAA
Rhopilema esculentum is the source of this 1119-nucleotide messenger RNA. RefSeq lists its product as uncharacterized. Lineage: Eukaryota; Metazoa; Cnidaria; Scyphozoa; Rhizostomeae; Rhizostomatidae. The record is from RefSeq and is a predicted model, not a curated record.